Messenger RNA from Coprinopsis cinerea okayama7#130, 1239 nucleotides. RefSeq lists its product as hypothetical. The record is from RefSeq and is a predicted model, not a curated record. Lineage: Eukaryota; Fungi; Basidiomycota; Agaricomycetes; Agaricales; Psathyrellaceae. The transcript is spliced from 4 exons. The coding region runs from base 1 to 1239 and encodes 412 amino acids.
AUGCGAUACUACGCGGACGCGAGCGUAGACUCGCCCCGCCGGGCCCACAACCGUCCAGCUGAUCCUGCCGUCAGAGGACAUUCUAGUUCCCCUGUAGUCCAAGCUGGAAAUGGGCUCCAAAUCACCCUGGCCAAAACCUUCCAUCCAACCACAAUCGGAAAACACGCCGCCAAUGCAUUAAGGCAACAGGCUGAGAAGGCCGAAGCUCGCCACCGAAAGAUGGCACAGAACAUCUACUUUCUCAAAAAGCAGCGUCGAUACAAGAAAGACGUCUUCGUCGACGACGUAUUCCUCGUCGCUGCGUCCAUCCGGCAACUCGAUUUUAGGGUUUUUGUCAAGUGGCAAAGAGAGAAAGAGCUGCAUAGGAAGGCGAGGAAGGAAUCCAGGGGGGCGCAACGCUGUUGGGAGGACGGCAUGGAAGAGCUUCUGAGAAGGAAGCAUAGCGCUUUGACCAAAAAGAAACAUGAGAGAGAUAUGGAGAGAAGGCAGAGAGCUCGGGUUCGAGAGGGGGUAGAGGCAGCGCUCCAACGCGCAGCUGCUCGGAUGCAGGCCGCGAUCGACAUACCUGAUAAAAAAGACGUAUUCUUCUUGAAAUACAGUCGCAGGGGCAAUCCCGUCAGGAAAAGGACAGGGAAAGACGUUAGGAAGGCCCUCAUGAAUGCCUUCUUGUUCGAAGAAAAUCCUCUUCCAGAACGAAGGCCCUUGGUCACCCGAUUCUUCAACAGGCCAUACGAAUCCGGGGACUACCAAGGGUUGCGCCCAAUCCCCAGUCGCUGUAUCCCAAAGGACAGACGAGACAAAUUAAAGGAAUUCCCCAUCCCCAGGAACUCCAUCAUUGGUUAUAUCGGAGACGUCGACGAGGAAAGAGGUGCUGCGCGGGUUAUCUUCUCGACUAUAACAAUUCAAGACCCAGAUGGAUCGACACGCUGCAUUGACCAGUUCCAUGGUUUGGUCAGCCACGACGAAGAGGAAGACAGCGGAGAUGAAAACGAGCAUUAUUAUAUGGGGCACUUUCCGGACCGUGGCUUCGUGGACUGGACGGAAUGGGAGGACUACCCCCGGCUGGGAUUGCGCCGCAUGGAGCGUCGCCUUGAGGAGGAUUAUUUCUGGGAGCUCCAGGCUCAGCGUCGUAGGGAAGAGCGCGAGCGGCGAAGGGAAGAACACUCCUGGCCAUGUGUCGUCGGGAAGCACGUCGAAGGCGUUGAAAAAGUGGGGGCGGUGGUCGAUUGCAAAGUAUAG